Xiphias gladius (swordfish) is the source of this 2797-nucleotide messenger RNA. RefSeq names its product LUC7 domain-containing protein. Lineage: Eukaryota; Metazoa; Chordata; Actinopteri; Istiophoriformes; Xiphiidae. Gene Ontology annotation, cellular component: U1 snRNP; U2-type prespliceosome. Gene Ontology annotation, biological process: mRNA splice site recognition. The transcript is spliced from 10 exons. The record is from RefSeq and is a predicted model, not a curated record. The coding region runs from base 577 to 1854 and encodes 425 amino acids. Gene Ontology annotation, molecular function: mRNA binding.
UUCACCGCCAAGCGCGCGAGGCUGACCGCAGCACUUCCUAGAGGCUGAGGGACGGGAGCGCGUUCCGCGGGGACGUGCACGGAGGGGAAGUGGAGAGACGGAAGAAAGAACGUUGAAUAAACUUGCCAACUUCUAACUGACAGGCUAGAAAUACAGUCAGUGACUAUGUUACAGCGGAAUUGGCGACUUAUUACGAUAUAAAUUCAGCCAUCUAACCAAACGCCCUGUCUACAUUCAGUCACCGCUGUCUCUACUCGACCAGCGGGCUCCGGCAGUUUUCAAACAGACUUGCUCAACCGACCCGGAGCCGUCCACCGAAACAAAGUCACAUUUAGCCGCCGGUAAAGUGGUGUAAGAACCAGUCAGAAUUACUGGCGAGACACACAGCCAGCUCGCUGCCUCGGCGGGAUUCGAGCUUUUUCUCCUUGUGGGAAAAGUUGUCCACGACGGUAGUGGUGGUGGUGGUGGUGGUGGAGCCGCAGACGAGGCCUGCAUUUGAGGAGGCUGCAUGUGUGAAGACCUCAGCUGGCGAGGAGUGACUCACACGGCGUUAGUUAGCUAAACACCCAGACAAACAUGUCGGCCCAGGCGCAGAUGCGAGCGAUGCUGGACCAGCUCAUGGGGACGGGGAGAGACGGAGACACCAUGCGGCAGAGAAUCAAAUUCACAGAUGAGCGGGUCUGCAAAAGUCAUCUUUUGGAUUCAUGUCCUCAUGACAUUCUGUCAGGCACCAGAAUGGACCUGGGAGAGUGUAUGAAAGUCCAUGACCUGGCUCUCAGAGCAGACUACGAGAUUGCCUCCAAGGAGCAGGAAUACUUUUUUGAACUUGAUGCUGCUGAACACCUUCAGUCUUUUAUUGCAGACUGUGACCGCAGGACUGAGCUGGCCAAGAAAAGACUAGCCGAGACGCAGGAUGAGAUCAGUGCAGAAGUGGCUGCAAAGGCUGAACGUGUCCACGAGCUGAAUGAAGAGAUCGGGAAGCUUCUGGCCCGGGCAGAGCAGCUCGGGGGUGAGGGGAACGUAGAUGAAGCCCAGCAGCUGCUGGAAAAGGUGGAGAAGACCCGGGCCUUAAAGAAAGAAGCAGAGGAUGUGUACAGAAACUCAAUGCCAGCAUCCAGCUUUCAACAACAAAAACUAAGGGUGUGCGAGGUGUGCUCGGCCUACUUGGGUCUCCAUGACAAUGACCGUCGUCUGGCUGACCACUUUGGGGGCAAACUGCACCUUGGCUUCAUUCAAAUCCGUGAGAAGCUUGAAAAGCUAAGGAAAGCAGUUAUAGAGAAACAAGAGAGAAUGCGAAUGAGAAGACGGGAGGAACGCGAGAGAGAAGACGAAAGAGAGCGACAGUGGGAGAUGGAGCGGGAGCGAGAGCGAGAGCGGGAAAGAGAGCGUGAAUGGGAAAGAGAACGAGAGAGGGAGAGGGAGCGUAGGAGGUCAAGAUCUAGAAGUGGAGACCGUUACAGGGAUGGAGGCAGUUCAUCCUCCCAUCGUUCAAGACGCCACCACUCCUCUCGUUCCAGAGAGGAAGGUGGUGAUCGGGAUCGAGAGAGAGAGAGGAAACAUCGACACAAGGACAGACAUCGCUCACGCUCCCACUCUCACAGGCGUAAAAGGAAGAGAUCCUCCAGAGACAGAUCGUCGCACACCCGUGACAGAGAGCGCUCGUUGUCCCAGGAGAGAUGGAGAGAGGGUGCGGGAGAGGGAUUGCGUGACGACAGGGCGGACUACAGAGACUGGGAAGACAGGGAGAGGUCCACCUCCCCGGACACGGCCAGGGGCAGGGAACGAGAAAGAUCCCUGUCGUACGAGCGGGACCGACGCUCCAGCUCCGAGGAGCGAGAGUCCGGGGAGAUAUGAACAGGAGGGGAUGCCUCCAAAGUCUUUGAUUUGGAUACAUUGUUUAGUUAAAGGAGCAUGGAGAGAUGACAGCGUGUUGGUGCAGGUGUGUGUGUGUGUGCGUGCAUGUGUGCGUGCGUGCGUGCGUGUGAGUGAGUGGGUCGGCUUUGUAUGUGUGUUCAUGUUAAAAGUGGGAUAUGUACAUUAGAGCAGCGGUGAUCGGUGGAAACUUAACAAGGGGAUGAGGGAACAGCUUCGAUGGUGGCAGUCAGGGAGACCUUCAAACCAACUUUUAUAAAACUCUGAAUUGUGAGGCUAGAGUGACCUGGAAGCAUUAGAGUCAUAUUUUUAUGCCAUCUUGUCAAUCUUAUGUACAGUUGACAGUGAUCAGAGAUGACUUAGUCUGUUUUUAUUUUACUCACAUGAAGUGCUGUUAUUUUUUUAUCAUUAGUUGGACCUUUCAUGUUAUUACUGUUUUUUCCUGUUCCAUUAGGAAUCUAUCACUUUCAGUAGAUGUGGAUUUAUUUAAACGGGUUGGACUCAUUGAUGUGGCAUAACCCUCGCAGUGAUGUUUGAAAUGAGCUGUGAAUAACUGAAGGCACUUCUGAUGUUUGUGUUUAUUUGCUGCCUUCAAGCCAUAACAAUCACAUUUGGGGAAUCCGAUACACAUCCUUGAGCCUGAUUUUAAUUCAAGAUACAGUGAUGGGGUCAUACUUUGAAAAUAAACUCACUUGUUCCCCAGAAAGAAGUCCUCCAAAUAUUUCCACUCAGUUCCUGACAUGUGAGAGCAUAUAGAUGAUGUGCAUAUUUACAUACUGACAGUUUAAGGCCCAGGGACCUGUGUCCUGCUUGCUGUGAUAAAACCUGGAUGUAUGGGGAGGGAUUUACUUUGCUGUGCCACCAUAGAGUGAAUAAAACUUUCUGCUUCCAUUCAAACACAAAGUGUUUUACAGAUUUCUCUUUA